Amaranthus tricolor (Joseph's coat) is the source of this 1415-nucleotide messenger RNA. Its product is annotated as lichenase-like. NCBI's taxonomy places the organism in Eukaryota, Viridiplantae, Streptophyta, Magnoliopsida, Caryophyllales, Amaranthaceae. The record is from RefSeq and is a predicted model, not a curated record. Gene Ontology annotation, molecular function: hydrolase activity, hydrolyzing O-glycosyl compounds. The coding region runs from base 43 to 1038 and encodes 331 amino acids. The transcript has 2 exons. Gene Ontology annotation, biological process: carbohydrate metabolic process. Gene Ontology annotation, cellular component: plasma membrane.
AUAAACACAAGUUUUUCUACCCACAAUUAGCGAUCAACAACCAUGAGUCCUUUCUUUGUCCUUGGCCUUCUUUUAGUUCUUGAUCUGCUACAAUCAGAGGCUCACAAUGUUGGAGUUUGCUACAAACCUGGAAAGAAUGAAGCAUCCCCAUCAGAAGCUAUAGCUCUAAUCGAAAAACACAAAAUUCCUCGAAUUCGACUCUAUGAACCAAACCAAGAGACUAUGAGAGCCCUUAAGGGAAAAGACAUUGAAGUUAUGCUUGGUGUACCAAAUGCUGAAAUCAUUCCCCUUUCACUUGAUCCUACAAGUGCUGAAUCGUGGGUGCGAACUAACAUUAAGGCUUACUUUCCCGAUCUCAAAAUCAAGUACCUUGUUGUCGGGGAUGCAAUUUCUGCGAACAAUGAUAACAACGGUCUAUCCUACUUCCUCUUAGACACUUUAAACAACUUUCAAAAGGCGCUAUCGAAAGAAGGGAUGAACCACAUUAAGCUCACUAGCUCAUUUGACGUCUCAACCCUUAAGAAUCCAUACAAUGAUCCACCAUCAAAUGUAUCUUUUGUGUUUGAGACACAAGAAUUCAUCGAUCCCAUCCUAAAACUCUUAUCGGACAACAAUUCACCCAUCCUAGUCGAUUUAUACCCUUACUAUGGUCGUAUCCUUAACCCCAACAUGUUAUCACUCAACUCAGCACUCUUUAAGGGAACCGAUGAAAAUCUAUUAUGUCGCCUGAUGGAUGACAUGUAUUCGGCCUUAGAAAAGGGCGGUUAUAAAUCGUUUGAUAUUAUUGUCGCAGAAACUGGUUGGCCGUCAGCUGGUGGAGUCGAUGCUAGUGUCGAGAAUCAAAAGACUUACAUAACUAAUUUGAUUCAAAAUGUCAACAAAGGGUGUCCAAAAAGGCCUAAUAAGCCUAUUGAGACUUACUUGUUUACCAUGUUUGAUGAGGAUGUUCAAGAAGCACCUGAGAUUGAGAGACAUUUUGGUUUGUUUACACCUAACAAAGAAUUGAAGUUUGAGCUUGUUGGAGGAUUCAACUCUUAAUUGAAAAUGUGUAUAAAAAAUCUAUACAUACAUGUAGAUAUUUUGUUGAUUGUUUUUUGUGGAGAAAUAGAGCAAAUAUGUUUUUCAUGUACCCUGUUGGAAAUUUAGAAUGAUAUAUAAAAGUUUAGCUAAGUGUUUUUACUAGCAGGGUCAUAUUUAAUGAUGUCAAUUGACAACAUUCACCUUAUGUAUAAAAUCAUAUACCUAGAAAUAUUAAUGUAUGUGCUGGUUAGUUGGUAGAAGUUUAGCUAUGUGAAUGUAUUGAUUUGGAUGAAUUCAACCCUUCUAUAGCACAUUUUAAAAAGUAUUAUCGAUAUUAUUUUAUUUUGUUCUAAAUCUGCCCCUGUUUAUUAAGUGAUGAAUAAAAAUGGAUUGAU